AUGAUACUCUUCCAAUGCCUCUACCAAUCAGAACUGCAAAAACCAUAUGAAAGGAUACUCAGCACUGGAAUUGAAACUACAGAUGUAGAAGCUCUUCAGACGUGGCUUGCACUCAACAACUACCAGAACUACCUGGCCUUCAUUUUUGCCAUAGAAGAGAUCAACAGGAAUCCUCAUCUUUUACCUAACAUUUCUCUGGGAUAUGAGUUCCACAGUUUCCUUUACAGUCAUUGGAGGAUUCUGGAGAAUUCAUUCAUUUUGCUCACAGGUCAACAUAAGACCCCUAAUUACAUGUGCAGGACAGAAAGCAAGUGUGCAGCAGUACUGACAGAAUUGUCAUGGGGAACCUCAGCUCAGAUUGGACCACUGAUGGAACUAUACAAAUUUCCACAGGUUACCUUUGGCUCAUUUGACCCUACACUGACUGACAGUGGCCAGUAUCCUUCUCUCCAUCAGGUGGCCCCAAAGGACACUUACUUGGCCCUUGCCAUGGUGUCCUUGAUGCUUCAUUUCCACUGGACCUGGGUGGGCCUGCUUAUCACAGAAGGCCAUAAGGGUCUUCAGUUUCUCGCAGAUAUAAGAGCUGAGAUGGACACAAACAGAGUCUGUGUAGCCUUUGUGAAAAUGUUGUCAACUGUGACUGUGUCAUAUAUGUCAGCCAUGAAGAAACAUGAUAUCCUGACUGUGGAUACAUUAUCUGCCAAUGUGGUGGUCAUUUACUAUGAUGCUGAUGGUGCAAAUGACGUAAAUUACAACAUUGCACAAAACUUAGUGACAUGGAAAAUCUGGGUUUCAAACUCACGAUGGCAUGCUGAUCUGACUGGGAGUGAGUUUAUUCUGGACCCAUUCCAUGGGAUUCUGGUUUUUUCACAGCACCAUGAAGAGAUUUCAGGGUUCAAAUCUUUUGUCCAGGCAGCUACCCCUUUCAAAUACCCAGAAGAUACUUACCUCUUUAUGUAUUGGUCCAAGAAUUUUGAUUGCUCAUUCUCUGAGUCUGACUGUACCUUGAAGAACUGUAUCCCUAAUGCUUCUCUGGCUUGGUUGCCUCCAAAUCGUUUUGACACAGUUAUGAGUGAUAGGAGCUACAACAUAUACAAUGCCGUGUACGCUGUAGCCCAUGCUCUCCAUGAGAUGGUUUUUGAAGGAGUGCUAACACAGCCAAGGAGAAAUGCAAAACUGAUGAUGUUUUUCCCCUGGAAGCUUCAUCGCUUCCUGAAGAAUGUAGAAUUUAAUAACCGUGCUGGGGACAAAGUGAGCAUAGAUGACAGAAGAAAAUUGGACUCACAGUAUAAUAUUCUCAAUUUUUGGAAUUUUCCAGAAGGCCUUAGACUUAUGACUAAACUAGGCACAUUUUCCUCUCAUACUUCACAUGGUCAGAAAAUGACUUUAUCGGAGGAUAUCGUAGAAUGGGCCACAGGAGUUACCAAGAUAUGUCUUGCAAUUACUUUGAAAGAUACCAACGUCAAACUACUAAAAUACCCAUUCAAAGAUGUGGAACAGUGUGCAAAGUGUCCAGAUCAUCAAUACGCCAACAUUCAGAGAAAUUAUUGCCUGGACAAAACUGUGACUUUUCUGGUUUAUGAAGAACCCUUGGGGAAAGCUCUAGCUGGUGCAGCACUGAGUCUCUCUGUUCUAUCAGCUGCUCUGCUUGGACUCUUUGUGAAGCACAGAGACAUUCCCAUCGUCAAGGCCAACAACAGGGCUCUCAGCUACACCCUGCUCAUCUCCCUCACCUGCUGUUUCCUCUGCUCCUUGCUCUUCAUUGGUCGACCCAACGCAGCCACCUGCAUCCUGCAGCAGACCACGUUUGGAGUUGUGUUCACUGUGGCUGUUUCCACUGUCUUGGCCAAAACAAUUACUGUGGUGCUGGCCUUUAAGGCCACUGUCCCAGGUAGAAGGAUGAGACAGUUGCUGGUGUCAGGGGCACCAAACUUCAUCAUCCCCAUCUGCUCCCUGAUCCAAAUCACUCUAUGUGGAGUCUGGAUGGGGACAAAUCCACCCUACAUUGACACAGAAGCUCACUCUGAACAUGGUCACAUCAUCAUUAUUUGCAACAAGGGCUCCCUCACCGCCUUCUACAGUGUCCUGGGAUACAUGGGCCUGUUGGCUUUGGUGAGCUUCACUGUGGCUUUCCUGGCCAGGAACCUGCCUGACACCUUCAAUGAAGCCAAGUUCCUGACGUUCAGCAUGCUGGUGUUCUGCAGUGUGUGGGUCACCUUCCUGCCCGUGUACCACAGCAGCAAAGGGAAGGCCAUGGUGACCAUGGAGGUCUUCUCCAUCUUGGCCUCCAGUGCAGGGCUGCUGGGCUGCAUCUUUGUCCCCAAGUGCUACAUUAUUUUGUUAAGGCCAGAGAAUAAUUCUCUUCCUGACUUGAAAGGCAGAACACAUUCUGGAAGAGAAAAACUUUUCUUAAAGUAA
Messenger RNA from Octodon degus (degu), 2418 nucleotides. RefSeq names its product vomeronasal type-2 receptor 116-like. Gene Ontology annotation, biological process: G protein-coupled receptor signaling pathway. Bases 1 to 2418 code for a protein of 805 amino acids. The transcript has 6 exons. Gene Ontology annotation, molecular function: G protein-coupled receptor activity. Lineage: Eukaryota; Metazoa; Chordata; Mammalia; Rodentia; Octodontidae. The record is from RefSeq and is a predicted model, not a curated record. Gene Ontology annotation, cellular component: membrane.